This is a messenger RNA of Dictyostelium discoideum AX4, 249 nucleotides long. Its product is annotated as hssA/2C/7E family protein. The record is from RefSeq and is a predicted model, not a curated record. Lineage: Eukaryota; Evosea; Eumycetozoa; Dictyosteliales; Dictyosteliaceae. The transcript is spliced from 2 exons. Bases 1 to 249 code for a protein of 82 amino acids.
AUGACAAUUUUUAAUUCAAUUUCAUCAAUUUCAAAUUCAACUAGAAUUACAUCAAGUUCAAUAUCAACCUAUAACUAUAAUGGAUCAAUGGCUAAUGUUAAUUCAACAGCAUGUUUUGAUAAUGAUUUUGGAGGAUGGGGCGGUUUAGGUGGUUUCAAUAAUGGUUGUGGAGGUUGUGGUGGUGGUUCAAAUGUAAAUGUUAUUAACUUUGACAUUGAUAUCGGUCGUCGUCAUCGUAGAUGUUGUUAA